Molecule: messenger RNA, 2136 nt
Organism: Peronospora belbahrii
Lineage: Eukaryota; Oomycota; Peronosporomycetes; Peronosporales; Peronosporaceae
Source: the annotation of a GenBank genome assembly
AUGCUCCAUCCAAGAUUGCGGAGCUUGGCACUGCUGACACGGACACUACGGCGCUCUGCAAGAGCCCAUACAACUCGUGACUACCUACUCAUAUCCUCUGUCACUGUCACUGCCAAUUUUUUGCAUCGAAACGCUUCGUUCGUGCCCCAGAACGGCGUAAAUGAUCCACAGAAGUCCAAGAACACGCCGUCUUUUGCUAUUGCUGCAGCUUUUGAAGGUCACGAUGAUCUAGAGGAUGAUGAAAUGUCUGAUGAUUUGUACGGAAGUGAUAAGAACGUGGAGGAAAUGGAGGAAGAUCGUGCACGUGCUUUCAAGAAGCAGUUCCAACGUGGAAUGGAGAAAAAGAAACGCUGGAUGCAGUCACUUGCAGAGCAAAAGCUCUACGCAAGUGUCGUCAAAAGCGUAGCUGACUGUUAUGCACCAUUGUAUGAGGCUAUGAGGCUGAAGGAGAAAUGUCCGCUGCUGGCGGUUGUCAGGGAAGAGGCCAAAGGAGAACACGAGCUUGAAACGGAGUAUCAGCCGCUACGCUUCGACGACAGGUUGACCAAAGUUACAGAACAAGAAGCAAUGGCGCUACUCGUCAUGGCUGAACAGCCGAUGCUAGCACUAGCGAUUGUAGAACAUCGUGGCAAGCUCGCUGAAGAGCUUUCAAGGCGUGCAAAGGCAGGAACAGGUGUGGUGCUGGAAGGGACGAACGUCAUGGAGGACGAGAACGUCGUGACGCUGGGCAGCCAUUUCCGUAUGUUUUACUCGUGGGCAAUGAGUGCCUACGCAUUGUGUGGUCCAAAAUAUUACCCACAAAUUUUUGACAUCUACAAACGCUCGCAGGACGCAGGUGUGUACGCGUCGGCAAACAUGAACGUCCAGUACAUUUCGGCGCUAAUCGUAGAGAGACGAUACGACGAAGUGUUUGAGUUUUAUGAGUUUGUAAUUCGCGAGAACCGGCCCACGUCAGUAUUUUUCUACAGGCAUCUACUGUUUGCACUGUCUGUGACGCGCAAAGUCGAGCUUUUGGAUUCGAUUCUGGAAGAUAUGCGUGUCAAGGGUUUCAAGCUGCGUGAUGAUGACUACCUGCGUGCCAUCCGUACGUAUGAUAACGAGUACUUUUUUACCAAGACGAAACCGAAAAAUAAGCGUCAGUCAAAUGAACGAAACCACAGCAAGAUUAUGACGAAGGACUCUGAUUUUGUGCUCGUGACACCUCGAGAUACGUACAACAUGUGUGUACAACGGAUUCGUGAACAGGAGGAACACCCAGAACGCGUUGAUAAGAUCGUUGAUGCUGCACAGAACGUGCUGGGUCUGUUUGAUACAAUGGUGGAGAUUGAUGGACUUACCCCGCGACAUGAGCAAUUGUUUCCACGUGUGAUUACAGCAGCUGUGUACGCUCAGGAAUGUGAGCGCGUUCCAGAACUACUAGCCUUACAUGGCAAUCAUGCUGACAAACCUCUCCACUAUGCUGGAGUUCGCAUGGCUGUGAACGCUUUAUUGCUCCUGGAAAAACCCGCAGAGGCGUGGGGUCUCAUUCGCAAGGCAAACCCAGUCCUUGAGCCUCAUCGCUAUCCGCUUCUGGGAAAUAUUUUCAACUAUCUGUGCAUGAAAAAGCGCGGCGCAGACAUCAUCUCAUUGAUGCAUGAUGCAAAAAGGCUAGGCUUGCACCGUGUAUACACGCUUUCUUUGCUCAAAAAAUUAGUACCUGCGCUUUGUUCCAGCGUCGACAGCGUCAGCGACGAGGAAUUGAUAGAGACUAUGACACGUUUUGACAAUGUAUUCCACCUCCGUACCAGUGCACACCAUUUUGGUGUGUUCCUCCGUGAAUGCUGCCACAGCAAACGCGUGGGAGUGAUCAAAACUGCUCUCAAACAGGGGUUGCUCACUUCCGUGAACAAACGACCGAUCAAAGGCUCCCUUGCUAAGAAGCUUCUUGAAAUAUUUGAAGAGGAGUCUGACUAUGCAUUCAUGACCGAGGUGUUCGAGCUUACCGACUUUUCUCGCGUAAAUAGUGAAAAUGAUCGCAAGGCCAUCGUGAGCGCUGUUUCGCGUGCCUACGAAGCUCUUGGCCAACCUGAACGCAUGGAACGCGCAGAAUACGUGAGUGGAUACUUUUCCGAGCAAGUCAAAGCCAGUGAUAAUUAA